AUGUUCGUUUAUUUCAUUCUAGUUGUAUUCUACCCAUAUCCCGUUUUGUCUAAUAAAUGUUCGGAUGCUCAUCAUGAUUGUCGAUUGAUUGCCGUAAAAUGUUUAUCACCGAACCGGAUUGAGCAGAAGUUGAUGGAAAUCGCAUGCCCACUGACAUGCGGAUACUGUAUUUCAGAUAAUAUAGUUAGUGGAAUAGUGAGCAGUACAACGGUGAAACCCUCAGAGAAUAUAAUAAUGCCUUCGAAAUGUAUUGACGAAGCGGAUGAUUGUGCAGAUCGAAUCAAUUUUUGUCAAAGGAAGUUUUAUAAAAGAAUGAUGAGUUUACAAUGUGCAAAAACAUGCAAAUUCUGUGAUCCAGAUGAAGAAUAUGAAGAAGAGGAAGCAGAAGAUAGUCGAGAAAUCCAUUUAUCCAAUAUGAGAUCGAAAAUAGGAGAAGAAAAUGUCCAAAAAUUGGAAGAGCUGAAAAUGGUAGACGAUGUUAUUGAGUUGAUGCGGCAAGUCACUGCUUCGUCGGCUGCUGAGAAGAAACCACGAAGGUUUUCGAAGAAACCAGGGAAUUUCUCUGCGGAAGUUACAAAUUCGCAGGAUGAUUGUGUUGAUAAAUCAUCGGAUUGCGAACGAAAUCGGAAGCUGUGUACUCAUAAAGCAUAUACUUCACUUUUCCAAAAGAUUUGUGCGAAGACUUGUGAAUAUUGCGGAUUGGCAGAUUCAACCAACGAUCUCGAAUCUUCAGGAGAAUUGUUUUAG
Messenger RNA from Caenorhabditis remanei, 747 nucleotides. RefSeq lists its product as uncharacterized. The record is from RefSeq and is a predicted model, not a curated record. The transcript has 3 exons. NCBI's taxonomy places the organism in Eukaryota, Metazoa, Nematoda, Chromadorea, Rhabditida, Rhabditidae. The coding region runs from base 1 to 747 and encodes 248 amino acids.